CUUAUUGCCCAAUUGUUGCUCGUCUGUUUGUUUAGGAGCUUUUAGUUUAACGGAGGCAGUAAAGUGCUUCAGAACUGACCUGGGGAAGAUCAGUGUGUGCUUUAGACUGAAACCAUAUAAUAAACAGUUAUUUUAUACAAAAUGAUGACUGAAAAUACUUAACUGAAAAUACUUCAGAUUCAGAAGUUCAACCCCAUAGUUCAUUCAGAAAGAAAUGCACAAAAAUGGAAACAAAAUGAAAAAAACUUGGUAAAUGUAAGUGAGAGUUGCAUUCUCUCUGUAGCAUGAAUGUAACUGUAUUUUAAUUGAUAUUGUUGUCUUUGUGUUCAUUAGUUGGCGAUCUUUAACCACCUACAAAGCAGCCAUGUCGUCGACAUCCCAAAAGCAUAAAGAUUUUGUGGCGGAGCCCAUGGGCGAGAAGUCUGUGAUGGCUCUUGCAGGCAUUGGAGCGGCUCUUGGCAAAAGGCUGGAGGAGAAAGGUUUUGACAAGGCGUAUGUGGUCCUCGGGCAGUUUCUAGUGCUAAAGAAAGACGAGGAGCUUUUCCGAGACUGGCUGAAAGACACUUGUGGGGCAAAUGUCAAACAACAAGGUGACUGCUAUGGCUGUCUGAAAGAAUGGUGUGACGCCUUCUUAUAAAGCAUUAAGUCAUUGUUUUCUACUUCCAAGUCCAAACUGUACAUUGCCUCUUCAGUGAUCUGCACUCUAUUCAUCUAAACCACAUGUACGAAGUGACACUGUACACACCAAUGAGGUUAUUGAAGUCAAUUUAUAUUUUAAAUUGUACUUUAAGCUGUUUGUGUAUUUCUGAAAUCCUUUAACCCCCCCAAACAGAAUUCGCACAUGCCAUUCUCGUGGUCUUUGACAAGUAGGUCUAGACUAAUACCGGCCAACUCUUUCUUUUAAAUUGACAUUAAAUUAGUAAGGUUGGUGGAUAAUCACAAAUUGUUACAAUUCUAUCUGCCUGUAACGUCUACUCACUGUCAGGCCUUUUUAUUUUGAACAUUUUAACUUGUCGUAGUAGUAAAAACAACAAUGAUGGCUUCUGCCCAUAUAAGUCCUGUCACUGAGCCAGCAUGCACAUGAGCAGCGCUGUGACACAUAAAUGUGACUCAGCAUUUAUUAAUAUUGCGCUGUGAGAACAGCCAGUAGACGCACUUCAGACCGAAACCGUCUACUCUCCAGUUUUUGGAAAGAAAACCUGCUCAUGUUCAUAAAACUUACUUUGGACAAGACUAUUUGAAUACGGCUUGUGCUCUCUGUUCAUUUUAAAUGUAUGCUUCAUCCAUUGUUGGUCAUAUACUGGGAUAUUACAUCUUUUAAGCUAAACAUGGUCACCUUUUACCUUCAGACAAAUGUUUAUGUGUUUCAGCUCGGCACACUUUCUGUCUAUUAUGAUGAUUUACCAGUUGAGUCCAAACUAAUAUUUGUACUCGCCUUCAACUCUUUGGCUUCUUGCCCUGUUUGCCUGUUUUUUUUAUCGCCAUGGGAAAGUUGAUGUCAUUAUAUCACAGUUUGGCAUCAUGUCACUGUCCACCAACAAUGUUUUUAAAGGUUUUCUUGAAGAGGUAUGUUGUCUGUUUGAAGUGUCUUGCAGAAGAUGUAACUAAUGUUAUGCGACACAAAAACUAAACCUCAAAACACAUGUGACACUGGUCUUAGCAGAGAAGCUGAUUUUUUUUUUUUUUCAUUAGAAAACUUUUAACAUCUGAUCUUGCAAAUGAAGACGCAACAGGGCCAGACCGCCACAUCUGGUCAAAGCUGGUUUUAAGUCGGGGAAAAGUAUAUAAAUAAAGAUGCAGAUGCAACAAACUCCAACACUGUCAAAAACGUGUCAGUCUGUUGCUAAUGAGAGGGCUGCUGCCUUUACAUCAACAUCGUUAGUGGCUGGCAUGGCUACCAGGAUGUAAGGUUUGGAUUAAACGGUCAUGACCGCCAUCUAAAUCAAAACUAUAACCAAGUGAAUCAAUCCACACCCUGUUAGUCUAUUAGCCGCUAAGAGGCUACAAAGUUGAUAUGCUGUUCACGUGAGAUGGAAUGUAUUUAAAGCUUCAGUGGAAGUUGACCGAAUUUCUCAUUUUGCAAAUCAAAACCUAUCCAGUCUUUUGCUUCUCAAAAGUAAAUGACUGAGUUUCCAGUGGCUUAAGAUGAAAUACCAAGCGUUCUUAGCACUAGUCUGAUUUAGGUCAGGUCUUCAUAGCUGAGCUUGAUAUUCUCUUUGACUGUUUCUAAACAGGAGAUGCCUUAAUGCAUGUUAGUUCAAACUAUUUAUUCAUUCAGAAACUAUAAAAACUGCAGCAGUGCAUGCCCAGGCUGUGCAACUUAAGCUUCCACCAGAUGUAACCGUUGUGUAGCAGCAUUUUGUGAAACACUGGCUAAUGUGUUUUUUAUUUCACUGUAAAAACUCUUCAGUUUUUAUAUUGCUCUUGUUAUUAAAAAUAAAUGAAAGCAAGUAUCAGAUUUGGCACACCUGUUUGUUUUUUAUAUGUUCAUUUAAGAUUCAAUUUUUUUAAUCAAAUAAAAUCACAAAUGAGAGAAUCUUUGAUAACAGGAGGUUUUAUUUCCAUACUUCAUGUUCCAUCGUUACUCUUUUCUCAAAGCACCAAAUUUGAUAUUCGCAAGAUACUGAAAAGACAUUGGUUGAUUAUUUUGUAAUGGUCCAGAGCAAUGGCUCCCAACAGUUUUAUCAUGUUGAAGAUGCCGUGGAGCUCAUGAGAGGGGAGCAAGUCCGAGGGAACGAAUGAAAGCAUUUGUCUUUUUCUUGUCGAUAUGAUUCAACAGAACUAAACCAUUGCUUGUACUGCAGAUGCAGAAAUCACAGAUGAGUUGACACAUUUGAAUUCAAAUAGGAAUUCCCAAGUCAUUCACACGAGUAGAGACGUUAAGCUGAAGGCCCAUCACACCUGAUUGGGUAAAAUGACGAUGUACAACUUUUCUUUAAAAGUAUGUCAUAACUGCUUUAUUUUAUUUGUUUGCUUCAAAUUAAUAUAAAAUAGUUUGUGACACUCACAAUAAUCAAAUAGCUGAUUUUGCUUCAGUGGCUUAGAUUAUAUUUGAAAUGUCCAUAACCCCUGGAAUGUUUGUUUUUUGGGUCUGUGUGCUAUUGAAAUAUAAAAUCUUGAUUUGCCAGUGA
This is a messenger RNA of Cottoperca gobio, 3131 nucleotides long. Its product is annotated as barrier-to-autointegration factor. The coding region runs from base 365 to 637 and encodes 90 amino acids. Gene Ontology annotation, biological process: chromosome organization. Gene Ontology annotation, cellular component: condensed chromosome; nucleus. Gene Ontology annotation, molecular function: DNA binding. The transcript has 2 exons. The record is from RefSeq and is a predicted model, not a curated record. NCBI's taxonomy places the organism in Eukaryota, Metazoa, Chordata, Actinopteri, Perciformes, Bovichtidae.